AUUGUCUUCGGCGAGUAACCACCCGACAUUAUGGCUAUAUCUCACUCGAAAUCGCAACCAUGGACUCCAUUUAUUUUCCACAAGAGCUUAUUAAUUUGAUUAUAAGCCACAUUGAGGAUAAAAAGACUCUAGCCUCCCUGCGUUUGGUUUCAUCGUCGUGUCGGAGAAGUGCCGACCCUAUCUACUUCAAACGGCUAUUCAUCAUGUUGUCGAGCAAAUCCGUGGCUAAUGUUGCCAAUCUCAUUCAGUCGCCUUACAGAGAGUACGUUGAAGAGAUCUGCUGGGCCGAUAGAGAACUUCAAUAUCACCUGCACGACGACUUAGAGGCUUUCCAAGACACCUUCAAGGAGAGGUUUGCCGGGCUAUCACGUGAUGACGUCGCUCAGUGGCAUGAGAAAUACCGCACUAUGUACAGGGACCAGGAAAGCGUAUACUCUCCUUUAUAUGAUGGAAGCGCACAACUUCAUCUUGAGUCUUUCAUCAACCUAAAGAGGGUUUCAGUAGACAAUGGCUGUGAACUUCGGACUGAGCAAUAUCCAGUUGCACUCGAUGCACCAGAAAUCCUAAACAAUCCAGACCAGUGGAGCACAAUGAAGCGCCCCACCUUCAUGCGACUGAUGCCUAUGCUUUACCCUCAACUUCGACACCUUGAGUUCCAUGGUUUCGCCAUCCUUUCCCGUGCGUUACUUGAGUGCUUGGGCAUGGUGCGGAAGUCACUGCGCUCCUUAGUCUUCAGCAACUGCGUUUUCAAGCCUACCCUUUUAGUAGUAUUUACGAACAUUCGCGAAAAAAAACUCGUGCGACUUGUAACUAUAUUUAAGCACAGCAAAGACUUUUUCUAUCGAUCAAUUCCGGAGAAACCAAGCACUUUGACCGACAAGGCUAUUACGCCAUACCUAGUCCAGUCGAGGAUGAAUGGUACUUUGUGUCUUCACGAUUGGGAUAAGCAAGUUAAGGAAUACGCAGAUGAAAAUUCUCGGGACGCAAGGGACGUUGAGGGCGCCGAGGACGCCUAA
Molecule: messenger RNA, 1016 nt
Organism: Pseudogymnoascus verrucosus
Lineage: Eukaryota; Fungi; Ascomycota; Leotiomycetes; Thelebolales; Thelebolaceae
Exons: 2
Coding region: 60-1016 (318 amino acids)
Source: RefSeq, a predicted model, not a curated record